CCAACUGUGUCGCCGUCAGUGAUGAAGGCUUUGACUUCACCAGAGUCUCCCAGGCAGAGGAGUAACAGAAGGAUCUCCAAACCAGUGAUGGAGAAACGCAGACGUGAGCGGAUCAACAGCAGCCUGGAGACAUUACGAAUUCUGAUGCUGGAAAACUUCCAUGAUGAUAGACUCAAAAAUCCAAAGGUGGAGAAGGCAGAGAUUCUGGAGAGUGUGGUGAACUUCCUGCAGUCAGAGGUGGAGAUGGACAAGGGUCACCGGGCCAUGAACAGUGUCCUGACCCGGGAGCAGAGGCCGACCUCCGGCCAGGUCAACUACCGAGACGGCAUGAGGUCCUGCCUGCUGAGGGUCAGCCACUUCAUCUCCAGCAAGAGCCAGGAAUUAGCCCAGACCGAUGAGGGGGCAGGUCUGGCUCCCCAACCCCAGAGGCACCCUGCAUCUCCCGGACACAUCCUCAAGACACAGGCCUCUCGGUCUCCUCAUCCGGUCCACCAUCAUAGCCAACACGCUCAUCCAUCAUUCUGCACCGAGAGGACCAGCAUGCACUGCGACACCCGGGAGCUGUUCUCCUCCGCCGCAGACGGUGCGCACAUCCCGGACCCUGUGUGGAGGCCCUGGCCGCAGUAA
Messenger RNA from Trematomus bernacchii (emerald rockcod), 627 nucleotides. RefSeq names its product hairy-related 5 (gene her5). NCBI's taxonomy places the organism in Eukaryota, Metazoa, Chordata, Actinopteri, Perciformes, Nototheniidae. Gene Ontology annotation, molecular function: DNA-binding transcription factor activity, RNA polymerase II-specific; RNA polymerase II cis-regulatory region sequence-specific DNA binding; protein dimerization activity. Gene Ontology annotation, cellular component: nucleus. The transcript has 3 exons. Gene Ontology annotation, biological process: anterior/posterior pattern specification; regulation of transcription by RNA polymerase II; regulation of neurogenesis. The record is from RefSeq and is a predicted model, not a curated record. Bases 22 to 627 code for a protein of 201 amino acids.